This is a messenger RNA of Acyrthosiphon pisum (pea aphid), 1511 nucleotides long. It is a transcript of the gene Mlf, whose product is annotated as myeloid leukemia factor. NCBI's taxonomy places the organism in Eukaryota, Metazoa, Arthropoda, Insecta, Hemiptera, Aphididae. The transcript has 6 exons. The coding region runs from base 367 to 1128 and encodes 253 amino acids. The record is from RefSeq and is a predicted model, not a curated record.
GUAAAUACUAAAUAGUAACCAGUAAGUAGCGCUGACAACUUUUCUGUGUACUGAUAUUAUAUCUUGUUAGAAAAACCAGAAAUCUCAAUAAUUGUCAAUCCGUAUUCGCUGGACGCUAAACCGUGUUUGUUCUUUUACUAGGUAAUCAAUAAUCGUCAUAUAAUUCCAUAAUUUCAAUUUCCAGUACACAUUUUAACGCAAUAAUUUCCAGCUGCCGUGUGCGCAGAAAUUAGAAUAUCAACAAUUGUGUUGUUUAUCGCGUUUCGCCGUACACCCAAAAUCGGAAUACCUAGUGCACGACUUUAAAUCUCUACAUUAAACUUCUCAAUACUUGCGGAAGUCGACUUUUACCGGAACGCAUCUAACAUGUUUCCCAAUGCAUUGACGACGACCGACAUGUUUGGAAACGAUAAUCCAUACAGAAAUUCAAUGCGCCAAAUGGACCAAAUGAUGAAUUCAUUUUUUGGCGGAUUUCCUGAUCCAAUGGCUGGCAUGAUGAUGCCAUUUGGCGGUGGAAUGUUUGGAAAUUUUGGUUCCAUGAUGGGUAUGAAUAAUCCUAUGAAUAUGAUGGUCGGUGGUAAUCAUCCAGGCCAAUCAUUCAGCAGCAGCAGCAGUACAUUUAUGUCAUAUUCAUCAAAUGGACCAAAUGGACAACCACAAGUAUAUAAAGCUUCCACUUCUACACGUACCGGUCCUGGGGGAGUAAAAGAGACUAAAAAAGCAGUUAGUGAUUCAAGGACAGGUGUUAAGAAGUUGGCUAUUGGGCAUCAUAUUGGAGACCGUGCACACAUUGUUGAACGUCAACAAAAUGUAUAUUCUGGAGACCAAGAAGAAAACCAAGAAUAUAUUAAUUUGGACGAUGAUGAAGCUGAAGAGUUCAACAAUGAAUGGCGCAAAAAAGCUCAAAACAUGAAUUCACAUCGUAGUCGUUACUUGCCCUACACUCAUAGAGUUCAAAAUUCUUCAGUUCCUUUAAAAAGGAAUCUCAAGGCUAUAGCUCCUCCUCCUUCAACAGCACGUAUCAGUGAGGUGUUGGCUGUAGAAGGUCAUCAAGAUCAAGGAAGAAAACGUGCAGCUAAGCAGCGGACCCCUAAAAAGAUCGAACAAUACCCUGUAAAUGAUGCCUAAGUUAAGUUAGCAAGUUAAUUUUUUUUUUUAUUCUCCAUUAAUUAUAUAAUAUAGAAUUUUACACUUUCAUUGUUUUCACAAAUUAUAUUUCAAACUGUGUUCCAUAAAAUAAUGUUAAGGAAAGGGUGUGAAAGAGUAUGACAUUAAAAUAGGCUAUGUUUAAUAUUGUAAUAUUAACUAUUUUAUAAGAAUUUUGAGUUGAAAAAGGAUUAGAUCAUUCUUAAUGUUCGGUAAUUAUUUUUAUUUUGUAUACGUAAUAUGCGAGUGAUUAAUUGAUUUUAUAGAAUUCAACUUGCAACUCUUGCUGGUAAAGCUUAGCUUAUAGUUAAUACUUAUAAUAAACAUAUAAAUAAAAAACAAAUAAUUUGUUCAAACAAAAAAAA